GCCACAGAGAAGGGAUCCACAGCGCCCCUUGACCUUCAAGGAUGUGCUAAGUGAUCAGAAGAUAGCUAGCAAAGAGGGGGUAACCCAGGGGGGCCGUCCUGAUCACGAGCCACACAGCUGAGGCUCCUGGCAGCCACUGCAAAAAGUGCUCCCAGGUGCAAACAGCGCCCCCACGUGACCUGCGCCGGCCGGCUCCGCCCAGGUGGCGCCCAUCGUCAUCACCCUCAUCCUUCGGGUUUAUCUCUAGGGGGAGCAGGGCAGAGACAUUUUGCUGCUGGGCCCGGAGUGGGCAUGGAGGCAGCAUCAGCCCGUGACUUGGAGCGCCGCCGGCAGGAACUUCUGGCGCCACCUUGUCUGGACACCGAGUCGCUCCGUAAGAGCCGACCCCCCGCACGGGAGCCUGGAGCCCUGAGAUGCCUCACUCCCAAUGGCAGGUCCCUGUGGCCUGCGUGCCAGGACUCUGUCAGCACAGCAUUGCCUUUCCUCCAAGAGAAAGAAAACGGGUCACUGGGGUCCCCUUCGCUGGCCUCCCAGGCCCUGGGGCCGUGCUGGGAGCUGAUGGUCAUAGGGAUGGCAGACCCCCUAAGUAUGGCCAGGAAUCCUAAGAGCACACAGUACCCCGAUCCGGAACCCCCAACUUCACUCCAGAGAAGAGCACGGAAGCAGCUCAACCCCCAAAAGGGCAUUGAGAAGGGGGACCCCACAUUCAAGGGGGUGACUCUGAAGUUUCAGAUACAGCCGGAUUCUAGCCUCCAGAUUGUAUCCACCUACAGCUUGCCUGGCAGAAGUUGUUUACAAAAGCUCCCUGCAAGCCCUUCCAAAGCCCUUGUCAACCCAGGAGGCAACGAGGCCCUUGAGCCCAGGCGCUGUGCUUCUUGUAGGACCCAGAGGACUCCACUCUGGAGAGAUGCCGAAGAUGGGACCCCUCUCUGCAAUGCCUGUGGCAUCAGGUACAAGAAAUAUGGCACCCGUUGUUCCAGUUGCUGGCUGGUUCCAAGGAAAAACGUUCAGCCCAGGAGGUUGUGUGGCAGAUGUGGGGUGUCCCAGGACUCCCACCUAAACCCAACUCAGGAACUGUGAGCCCUUCUUUAUCUAGCCAAGUCAGUUUGGCUUCAGUUUCUCCACGGGAGAAUAGGUAGAAUCGAGCCCCUGGAAGUGCCCAGCCUGUCUUGCUGCCAGCAACCCCAGUUGGAGAGUCAGCCUCAUGUCCAGAGCCCCCCUUUUCCACUCAG
Molecule: messenger RNA, 1232 nt
Organism: Arvicola amphibius (Eurasian water vole)
Lineage: Eukaryota; Metazoa; Chordata; Mammalia; Rodentia; Cricetidae
Gene: Zglp1
Product: zinc finger GATA like protein 1
Exons: 5
Coding region: 292-1080 (262 amino acids)
Biological process (GO): oocyte development; regulation of transcription by RNA polymerase II; spermatogenesis
Cellular component (GO): nucleus
Molecular function (GO): zinc ion binding; sequence-specific DNA binding
Source: RefSeq, a predicted model, not a curated record